AUGGUCUUAGGUUACAAACACACCAACAAAAAGAGUCUUCUCCUGGCCACAGACGUUGAAAGAGUCCUGUAUGCAUCAGUGAACCCAACAGCAGGAGGAUUAAAAUCAACGGAGAGAUUAAAAGCUUUUUGCUCUGUUCUUCGCAUUUUGAUUCACACAAGUGAGAUCCUGGCUGCUCAGGGAAACCUAGGGAAGAUUCAGAAAAAGACCCUAAGAGAGGUGCAGAAAUGCUGUUUCCAGAAGAACAACAACAAAUGUCAAAGGCACAAGUGCUGCUGGCAAAACCUGCUGGCCAGGCCCCCUCCACUGAGCCCUGAGGAACGCUUUCUUGUUUGCCCCACAGCCAGUGCUGAUUUCCCAUACAAUGGUCAAGCUAUAGGAGAUGGAGUUAACAGAAACUCUGCCAUCAUUGGAGGCGUCAUCGCAGUGGUAAUCUUCACCAUCCUCUGCACUUUGGUGUUCCUCAUCCGCUACAUGUUUCGCCACAAGGGAACCUACCACACCAACGAGGCCAAAGGGGCAGAGUCAGCCGAGAGCGCCGAUGCUGCCAUCAUGAACAAUGACCCCAACUUCACAGAGACCAUCGACGAGAGCAAGAAGGAAUGGCUUAUCUAA
This is a messenger RNA of Pterocles gutturalis (yellow-throated sandgrouse), 615 nucleotides long. Its product is annotated as cell adhesion molecule 1-like. The transcript is spliced from 5 exons. The record is from RefSeq and is a predicted model, not a curated record. Gene Ontology annotation, cellular component: membrane; cortical cytoskeleton. Bases 1 to 615 code for a protein of 204 amino acids. Lineage: Eukaryota; Metazoa; Chordata; Aves; Pterocliformes; Pteroclidae.